UCCACCUUUACAAAUAAGAUAAGGGCAGUGCUGCAAGAACUCUGCUGGCACCGUGGUAAUAUUUAACCCAAUAAUUGUUCUUUGGGUGCGCAGGAAUUGCCAACAGAUUUCUCUACCAGCUGCUUUUUCUUUCCUUUGAAUAAGAUAAAUACAUUUUUACAUUGACACAAAAUGGAGCAGACAACAGAAAACGAGAGCUUGUCAUCAGAGAGGAAAGAUCCUGAAGUUGAAGAGGGCGGAAUUCGGCGCCGGCUGAGGGACAGAGAUCUCCUCAAGAAGAGGAAGGCUGAGGCAGAAGAGAAAGCUAACCAGUGGGUUUAUGGAGCUGAGAGUAGGAAGAAGGAAAGACGAGAAGAGAGGAGCACGGGUAAGAAGGGGCGUCCAAGGAAGAUUAAACCCCCAGCGGAAGUACAAUUGCCUCAGGAAGAGGGCCCUCUCAUGAAUGUUGCCCCUGCCCCAGCGGCUGAGACCGAAGCUUUUCCCACCAUACCAGCAGCACCUCCAGAGUCUGUGGAGGUCCCAGUUGUGGCAGAGGCAGAGCCACGUCCAGGUCUACUUUCAAUCCCAGUGCCGUUUCCAUUGCCCUCCAUCCGGGGUCCAUCCAUGCCAGUCUCACUUGUCCCAUCUGCCCCACCCCCCCUAGUCUUCUCUACUGCCGGUGCAGUCCCUGCCUCUGCCCCUGCCUCUUCUUCUGCAUUGGCAACAAGCUCUGGGUCCGCAGAAAAGGUUCUGAUUGAAGAUUUGGGUCCAGAUGAGGAAGAGGACCUUCCACUGGCCCAGAGUGACGAGAUUAUUGGUGAAGGUAGGCCCGCAGAUGAAGAGUUGCCUGCUGACAUGCCUGAGCAGGAUAAGACAUUUUCAUAUCCUCUGUUCGCCUCUCCACCACUCCAGCAAGAAUAUUUUCCAGGGAAUUUUAUAUAAAUGCAGUAUUUUCACCCAUAGCAUUCCUCUCAAAUUAAAUUAUGGUGCCCAUAAUGCCUAUUAAGUUUGGGCCAAUGUUGUUAAUAUCCUUUUUUUUAAAAGUAGCUGAUUUAUGAGUUGGUUGGUUUGUUGAAAUCCUUGACAAAAGUGGAGAAAAUAAACUUUUAUAGUUAUUGUGA
Engraulis encrasicolus (European anchovy) is the source of this 1100-nucleotide messenger RNA. It is a transcript of the gene hemgn, whose product is annotated as hemogen. The transcript is spliced from 4 exons. Lineage: Eukaryota; Metazoa; Chordata; Actinopteri; Clupeiformes; Engraulidae. The record is from RefSeq and is a predicted model, not a curated record. The coding region runs from base 172 to 921 and encodes 249 amino acids.